AUGCAUUUCAUUCCUUUAAAAUCAUUCCAUCCGUCAAUCCUGUUUUUUUUUUUCCAUCCGAUUCCCUCUUCACCCUUCAUUAACAACACCACAACCCACCACCGUUGCUAUCACCCGCCACCACACCACCACCGUCAUCCGCCGUCGUCACCCGCCACCACCGCGGCCACCACCUACCGCGGCCACCCACCUCCGUCCCCGCCACCGCCAUCGCCGCUGCCACCUCCGAUCAUCGCCACCACCCACCUUCAAUCAUCGCCGCCACCAUUGCCAUUGCCACCUCCGAUCACCGCCGCCACUCACUGCCGCCACCACUACCACCUCCGACCACCGUCAUCGCUGCUACCACCUCCGACCACCCCCGCCACCACCAACGCCACCGCCGCCGCCUACCUCCACCGUCAUCCACUAGCACCACCACCGUUGUCACCAUCCGCCGUCGUCUCCACCCACCACCACUGA
Helianthus annuus (common sunflower) is the source of this 462-nucleotide messenger RNA. Its product is annotated as formin-like protein 14. The record is from RefSeq and is a predicted model, not a curated record. The transcript has a single exon. The coding region runs from base 1 to 462 and encodes 153 amino acids. Lineage: Eukaryota; Viridiplantae; Streptophyta; Magnoliopsida; Asterales; Asteraceae.